AUGAUAAGUAAAACUAUUAGAGUAUCAUUGCUUGUUGAUACUAUUCCUGUUGGUGAACAAGCAUAUAAUAUUGGGAAAACCUUAGGAGAGAAACCAUAUCACUGUGAAGUUUGUGGAAAAGACUUUUCUGAUCGCAGCAGCUUAAGAAAUCACAAACGUAUUCAUACUGGAGAAAAACCACAUCACUGUGAAGUCUGUGGCAAAGCAUUUUCUGUAAAUGGUAGUUUAAAAAGACACAGACGUAUUCACACAGGAGAGAAACCAUAUCGCUGUUUAAUAUGUGGAAAAGAAUUUUCACAUAAGAGCAGCUUAACAAAACAUAACCGUCACAUGUAUCAUACAAUAUGGUGUGAUGGUUCUGUGACCAGGUACACAUUUGCUGGUAAAUAUCAGAAACUUUCCCGUGACUGGAGAGUUGUUUCAAAAAAUUUACUUGGCCGUGAACGGCCGUUCCUUCGAUGUAACUCGACAAAACCAAAACAAACACUCGACUGUUUCCGUGACAACUCGACAAUUCACUUUGGAUAUCUCCCUGACGGCUAA
Octopus bimaculoides (California two-spot octopus) is the source of this 543-nucleotide messenger RNA. Its product is annotated as zinc finger protein 454. The record is from RefSeq and is a predicted model, not a curated record. Lineage: Eukaryota; Metazoa; Mollusca; Cephalopoda; Octopoda; Octopodidae.